Molecule: messenger RNA, 507 nt
Organism: Dibothriocephalus latus
Lineage: Eukaryota; Metazoa; Platyhelminthes; Cestoda; Diphyllobothriidea; Diphyllobothriidae
Source: the annotation of a GenBank genome assembly
AUGCAAGGUGGAGUUGCUUUCGGUGUCCACUUCAUUGCUAAAGCGACAGACGGAAACGGAGAAGGAAGUGACUGUUCCGUCAAGUCCACCAACCAAGAUGCUGUUUGUUUAAUUGAGGGAUUGCAAUUCUCAACCGUUUACACGAUUACUGCUGUGGCCUGCAUUGAUGCGAAGUGUACCGUGGAGUCACCAACACAAACAAAUGUGACGCUGGGCGAAGAAACGACCACUGAAGCUGCAUUACCCCCGACCGAUGACAAUAACAAUACUCCUACGGUACUGAGCGGAGGUGCGAUUGCGGGCAUUGUUGCGGGAGUUGCAGCUGGCGUCUUUCUGAUCGUGAUAGCUCUCAUAUUUAUCUGCAAUAAAAUCAAAAGAGACGGAAAGAUGUUCACGGCAUCCUACCUACACACCUUCCUCUUAUCUGAGGAGGAGGAGGAGGAUGAGGAGGAGGACGAGGACGAGGACGAGAAGGAGGACGAAGAGCCAGUUCCCAUUGCUGCAUAG